Molecule: messenger RNA, 2958 nt
Organism: Exaiptasia diaphana
Lineage: Eukaryota; Metazoa; Cnidaria; Anthozoa; Actiniaria; Aiptasiidae
Product: serine/threonine-protein phosphatase 4 regulatory subunit 4
Exons: 26
Coding region: 173-2938 (921 amino acids)
Cellular component (GO): protein serine/threonine phosphatase complex; cytosol
Molecular function (GO): protein phosphatase regulator activity
Source: RefSeq, a predicted model, not a curated record
CUGCCUGAGUCGCGAGGCGAAUGACAAAGUUUGUUGGGGAAGUUUAUAAUUGCUGAAAUUAUGUGAAUUUAGCUUGUAGUAAAUGAGCAGUUAAUAUACUUAAUGAUGUAGACAUAUAACUUUCUAAACCACUAAAAUUUCACGAUGAUUUGGAGACGGAGAAGAUCUUGACAUGGAUUGGGCUGGAGCUGGUCCUCUCGGAGAAGAGGAUGUUGAAGAAUUGCGUUCAGAGCGCUCUAUACGAGGACUCAAGUCGGCAGAAGAAAUAGAGAGGCUGACAGUUGACGAAAACCUCGACGAAAUAGAACGGUCUGUCUUUCUUAUGAGUUCUGGUAUAGAGACACAAAAACUGAGUGUCUUGAAUAAAUUAGGAAAACUACUUGAAACAAACAGCAGUGAUGUUAAUCGCAGAGUUAUCCCAUUGUUAAGGGAUUACUUGCAUAUAGCACCUGUUCACAUACAACUAGCUGCAACAAAGACAUUUAUGAAUAUUCUUCAGACUUCUUCAAUUCCCAUUUAUCUGUUUGCUUCAUCAUUAUUGUCUAUCAUCCUUCAUAAUAUAGAAAACAAAGACUCAGUUGUAGCCAGUGCAUGGCUGGAAGCACUACUGUUCUCCAUAAAUUAUUUACCAAAAGAUAUCAUUAAAAGAGAGGUGUUGCCCAUAGCAAUAGCAAAGGGUCAGCUUUCACAAUCUGUMACUUGCCGUCUUGCAAGCUGUAAGCUUCUUGGAAAUAUUGCUCCAAAAUUUGAGCCAUUUUGGAUCAAAAAGGAGUUAAUGACCCUUGUUACUUCAUUAUCUCAAGAUGUUGACUAUGAAGUCAGAGCAUGCAUGUGUCAAGAACUAGAACCAGUAGCAAGAGCRUUAGGGUGGGAGACAACUAAAACAAUGAUUAUUCCUGAACUGGUUGAACUAACUAAUGAUGAGGAAAACAGUGUUAGACUUGCUGGUUUAGAAACUAUCACAAAUCUUUUAAAUCUUCUGGAUGAUGACACUUGCACUAAAAUCAUCAUUCCACUUGUGCAAAGGUUUUGUGAAAACUGUUCUAAAUAUGGGAAGGAGUCSAUUUGUAAAGUUGCAAAGUUAUUUGGAAAGUUGUGCCAUGGGUUGUCAGUGAAUUUUGAUGAAAGUCAAAAGAAAUGGUUCCUGGAUUAUUAUAGAAAAUUAAGUGUUUGUGGAAAUCCAAAUAUAGAAAAUAGAGUAGGUUGUGUUACAUUAGCCCUACAGAAUUACAGUUUAUCUGGAGCUACAAUACAAGAUGAUGACCAUGCUGAAUGUCGACGUUGUUGUGCUUUCAAUUUACCAGCAAUGGUGCUGUUUUCGGGACCUCAAAGGUUCAGUACUGAAUUAUAUUCAACUUUUCACAACCUGGUACAAGAUCCUCAUGCACUUGUUAGAAGAACUGUAGCAUGUGGAUUUCAUGAGGUUGCAAAACUCCUUGGUUCUGGUGUUGGACUGACCCAAAGAGAUUUAGGUAUAUUAUUAAAAGAUGAAUCCAUUGAGGUCCUACAAGGCCUUAUACAAAAUUUACCAGAAAGUUUAGAAUGUUUAGCAACUAGUGGACAUGCAUCAAAGGUAUCAGUUAUAAUCAUCUCAAUAUUUUGUACCUCAAUAUUUUACAAUAUGGCUACUUGUGUUUUAUUUUGUAUGAUAAUAUUCCAGGUUGCAAAACUCCUUGGUUCUGGUGUUGGACUGACCCAAAGAGAUUUAGGUAUAUUAUUAAAAGAUGAAUCCAUUGAGGUCCUACAAGGCCUUAUACAAAAUUUACCAGAAAGUUUAGAAUGUUUAGCAACUAGUGGACAUGCAUCAAAGUUAAAUAAUUUAUCAGACUUAAUAGCAUCAUUAAUAGCUUGUGAGCUUGCUGUGGCAUCUUCAAGUAAUUGGCGAUUACAUGUAGAACUCUUGGAGAAGUUUGCUUGCUUCCCAAAAUGCCUAACAUCAGAACAGAUCUACUAUAAGUUUGUUCCAUUACUGUUUCGGUUACUGUCUUCAAAUCGUGUUUUACCUGUCAAAUUAAAGGCAGCACAUACUCUGUGUGUCUUCAUAAGGUUUAACAGACGAUUUGAGCAUCGACAAGAAUUGUGUUGUAGGUUGAUUCAAGAGUGCGGAAGAGGAAAAAGCUUCAAAUCUCGACUACUUUUUAUUGAUAUAUGCAAGUAUAUAAUGGAGUUGUUUUCACGGAGCUUUUUCAAAGAGAAUUUCUUUGAAUUCCUGUUAGAGUUGGCAUCGGAUCCAGUGUUAAAUGUUCGGCUGAAAUUCUGUUCUGUUUUACCCACACUGAAAUCUGUUCUCAAGUUAUCUGAUCGUGCAUUGUUGCAACAAUUGGAACAGUGUGUACGUAAAUUGCUCAGUUCUGAACAAGAACCAGAUGUAUGUUCUGCAGUGCGAGAGGCCGUAAUGAAACUUGAUAAAAUUGAAAUUGCAAUGGAUACUUUCUCAAGGCGAACAAUGUUUGAGGAUGAUCUUAAUGACCAGAAAAAAGAAGAGGAGGAAAAAUUAUUGAAAGCUUUGGAGGACAAAGAAAAAGAAGAGAUGACAGGUGGCCGUCAACAAUCUGACUUUCGCAAGAAGGGAACAUCAAAGGACGAUAAAAACGCGAAAAAAGGAUCUAUUAAGAAUAAAACUAGCAAAACAGAAAGAGAAAGCUCUAACCCCAAGAAAACAGUGAAUGCGCAAAGUACUUCAGGGACGUCAGUGUCUUCCAAACAAGGCCAAAAAGGGACUUCCUACACAUCAAAAAGUAGCAGCUCCUCUAAGGGUUCUCCAUCAUCGAGUCUACAACGAUUACCAACCUUGUCAUCUGCAUUACCCACUCUCCGCGACCCUCCUACGUCAUCAAAAACAAAAUCCAAAAUAGAUAAAACUUCCCUGUUCAAGACAAAUCGGAUAAAUAAGGAAUCGGUAUCUACGCCRCAACCAUCAAAACUGCAAUUAUACUGACAUCCAUCAAAGACAAUAAG